Saccostrea cuccullata (small rock oyster) is the source of this 343-nucleotide messenger RNA. RefSeq lists its product as uncharacterized. Lineage: Eukaryota; Metazoa; Mollusca; Bivalvia; Ostreida; Ostreidae. The transcript has 5 exons. Bases 1 to 327 code for a protein of 108 amino acids. The record is from RefSeq and is a predicted model, not a curated record.
AUGGCUUUAGCAUUGACUACUGCAGUAAGAAUAGUACUCGGAAAAACAAGACCGUUCACAAGUGUCAUUGAAGCCUUACCUGGCUGGGAUGAGUUGGGAGACAUAGAGCGUGCCGUCAUAGAAAGUCAAACAGAGGGAGACAGAGUGUGGGCGUUGUCCGAGUAUCGAUCACGGCAUGGUGUUCGAUGUCCGACGGCAUUUGAGUUUGCAAGAUUCUUGACUGAAAUCGAAGAGGAACUACGUUUAAGAAUCAUGGAUCUAGAGAACCAAGUAGAACUGUUGCGCAUGUCUACAACAGCACAUGAUGUCAUUGAACUAAGAAACUGACACCUCUAUGCAACAA